AUGGCGGACACCCUCGAACCACGAGGCACCCUCACACUGUACAAGGCGCAGAUACGCCCAUGUAUGGAGUACGGUGCCUUGUCUUGGAUGUCAAGUGCCACCGUCCACAUGCAGAGACUUGAUGCUGUGCAGCGGCGAGCCCUGAGACUUCCACACACAGCACAGAGGUGCACCAGAGAUGCGGCACGCAGUGACGAGCUAGUGCAGGUGCCCCGAUCUCGCUCAAGCCAACACCAGCGCACCUACACAGCCAGGACCUCAAGGCUGUGGAACAUUUUCGUGGCAACCCACAAGUGGCGAGGCAGGCACCCGUCGCGGCUGGUGAGGUUCUGGAAUGCCAAGGAGUGCCCUGCUAUGGAGAAACCUGCUGUUGUCAAAAUUCUUUGUGAUAUGAUUAUCGUGCCCGAGAUGGUUGGCUCAAUGGUUGGUGUUUACAACGACAAGACUUUCAACCAGGAUUGA
This is a messenger RNA of Portunus trituberculatus (swimming crab), 462 nucleotides long. Its product is annotated as 40S ribosomal protein S15-like. Lineage: Eukaryota; Metazoa; Arthropoda; Malacostraca; Decapoda; Portunidae. The transcript has 3 exons. Gene Ontology annotation, cellular component: cytosolic small ribosomal subunit; ribosome. Gene Ontology annotation, biological process: translation; ribosomal small subunit assembly. Gene Ontology annotation, molecular function: structural constituent of ribosome. The record is from RefSeq and is a predicted model, not a curated record. Bases 1 to 462 code for a protein of 153 amino acids.